Messenger RNA from Aspergillus clavatus NRRL 1, 1659 nucleotides. Its product is annotated as protein kinase domain protein. The record is from RefSeq and is a predicted model, not a curated record. Gene Ontology annotation, cellular component: nucleus. Gene Ontology annotation, molecular function: ATP binding; cyclin-dependent protein serine/threonine kinase activity. Bases 1 to 1659 code for a protein of 552 amino acids. The transcript is spliced from 8 exons. NCBI's taxonomy places the organism in Eukaryota, Fungi, Ascomycota, Eurotiomycetes, Eurotiales, Aspergillaceae. Gene Ontology annotation, biological process: protein phosphorylation.
AUGGCAAUAGCAUCUCUUGAACGGAAUGGCUGCGGCAAUCCCAGGUUCCGGGGUUGUACCAGUAUUCGUGACUUUGAAUUCCUAGGAAAGCUUGGUGAGGGUACCUUUGGGGAGGUCUACAAGGCCCGUUCCAAAAAAGAUGGAUCUCUCGUUGCGCUCAAAAAGAUUCUCAUGCACAAUGAGAAAGACGGAUUUCCUAUCACCGCCCUUCGUGAAAUCAAAUUAUUGAAAAUGCUAUCACACCGCAACAUUCUACAGCUCAGGGAGAUGGCCGUGGAGCGUAGCAAAGGCGAGGGCCGCAAAAAGCCAAGUAUGUACAUGGUAACACCCUACAUGGAGCAUGAUCUUUCUGGGCUACUGGAGAAUCCAGCAGUUCACUUUACUGAACCUCAAAUAAAAUGCUAUAUGCUCCAGCUCCUUGAGGGGCUUCAAUACCUGCAUGAAAACCGUAUCCUGCAUCGUGACAUGAAAGCUGCCAACUUGUUAAUCAAUAACAAGGGUGUUCUUCAAAUAGCAGAUUUUGGGUUGGCUCGACCAUUUGACGAGCCUCCUCCUCAACCUGGAAAAGGUGGGGGCGAGGCUACAAGGGACUAUACUACGUUAGUUGUCACACGAUGGUAUCGCCCCCCGGAACUCCUGCUGCAGCUUCGACGCUAUACAACUGCCAUCGAUAUGUGGGGUGUCGGGUGUGUGUUUGGUGAGAUGUUCAAGGGAAAGCCAAUUCUUGCUGGGAGUAGUGACCUCAACCAAGCCCAGCUGAUAUUCAAUCUCGUCGGUUCACCUACAGAAGAGAAUAUGCCGGGGUGGAGCUCUUUACCUGGCUGUGAAGGUGUCAAAAGCUUCGCCUAUAAAGCAGGCAACUUGCGUGAGGUAUUCAAAGAUCUGAACCCAAUGGCAAUCUCUCUCCUCAGCGAGCUUUUGAAACUCGAUUGGCGGAAGAGAAUCAAUGCGAACGAUGCGUUAAAACAUCCCUACUUUUCCAGUCCUCCGUUUCCAGCGCGACCUAGUGAGCUACCCACCUUCGCUGAUUCCCAUGAGUUUGACAAAAGGCGAUUACGCGGCCAACAAGGUCCUAUACCUCCGGCUCCUACGGGAGGCUCGGUUGGCAUGGACCCUAACGGAGGCUGGGCGACGCUUUCCGGUCUUAGAACGUCGAGAUCAAUGACGGACCAUAGGAACAAUCGCUAUUCAAGUACUACUCGAUCUGACAGGUCGCGACCACAUGCCCAUCCAGACUAUCCUAGAAAACGCUUCUUCGAUGGUCGAAACACCGAAGCAUCUAUUGCUCAUGUGACGGAUGAAUCAACCGCAUCUAAAGAAGGCGGGUUGCCACCUAAGCCUCCAGCACCUGCUCAUCAGGCCUGGGCGACUGGCCAUCCAAACAGAACGACACGCGAAAACAAUCAGCACAACCGCUCCGGGGGGCGUCCUGAAGGCCAAGCGGAUUCCUACAUCCCGCAUUACAGCAAUAUGAACCGCACUCGAGAAAGGGCAGGAAAUAGUCCUACCUCAAUUGACCGGCGCGACUUUGACCAUGAGCAACCACAUGAGUCACUCAAAUGGGAUCAAGGUCGGAAUCAACACGCGUCGAGGAAACGAAGCCGGAGCCCGGACUCCAGAUCGGCGCGAACUGAAAACCGGAUGCCUUAUCGACGAUGA